AUGCGCAAUAACAAGGGGCGCAGCACCUCUGAUGACGACGAGGAGUGGCUCGGCGGCGACGAUGGCGGGUACCGCAGUGGCGGCAGCAGCCACGGCAACGCACAGCGCGUCCGCCGCGCGGCCGUGCAGCAGACGGCGCGCGCCGGCAGCAACGCGGGGCGCUCGCGCCCGACCAACAACCAACUCCUUUACAAGGCCUACUUUCGGUGGAAUCACUACAGCUUCAAGCUGCGCAACGGCACCCAGCACCUGCCCACAGAGACGGACGCCUGCGCCAGCCCGGCGCGCCGCCGCAGGGCACGGGCGACGUCGGAGGGCGCGGCGCGGCGCGGCGCGGCGCGGGAGGCUGACUUUGCGCGGCUGAUGGCGCCCCUCCAAGCGCCCUCUCUUUACCUGGCCCCACCACGCGUUGCGCAUGGGCGCCCGCAGGUGCUGCACACGCUGCAUGUGGCGGAGUCGUGCCGCAUCGCGGAGCGGCGCAACAUCCUGCAGAUCCUGUCAAACAACACGCGCCGCACAAAGGUGGUCGAGCUCACCACCGGCACCCACCGCGUGCCUGAUGAGCUGCGCAAGCACUAUCUGUCAGAUGGAGAGGCGGGGCAGUACUCGACAAACCUGGACCGCAACAGAUACGGCAACGACGACCAAUACCUGUUCACGGUCAUCCGCUACGACCUGGAGUACCUGGGGCUGUGCCCCUGCAUGGUGGACGUCGAAAUCAUCGACGCCAAAAACGACAACCAGCCGUUCGAGAUCACGCCCGCCGCCCCUGCCGCGUCGCGCCCGCAGUCGAUAUUCGUGAGCGCGGGGCCGGAGGCGUGCUCGUGCCACAAGGUCUGGCCGCAUGGGGUGGCCGGCGGCAUGGGCGGCGGCAUGCGCGGCGCGGUGCCGCCGCAGGCGCAGCAGGCGUUUGGCAUGCGCCCCGGCCUGCCGUUCAUGGCCGGCGCGCUGCCGGGCCUGCAGCAGAUGGGGCUGGGCAUGCCGCCAAUGGGCAUGGGCGCCAUGGGCCAGAUCAUGGGCGCCGCGCUGCAGCAGCACCACGCCGCGGCCGUCGCCGCGGCCGCGGCGGCCGCGCAGCAGCAGCCGUCGAGCCCGAGGCGCAGCAACAGCGGCGUGAGCCACGCGUUCGACGCGCUCGUCAUGGCGGCGACGGGGGAGACGGAAGAGGAAGGGGGAGAGGCUGGGGCGGGCGAUGGCGAGCAGCCGCAGGUGGAUAGGCGCGGCCGGGGGCGUUGCCGCGGGUCCUGA
Molecule: messenger RNA, 1248 nt
Organism: Monoraphidium neglectum
Lineage: Eukaryota; Viridiplantae; Chlorophyta; Chlorophyceae; Sphaeropleales; Selenastraceae
Exons: 8
Coding region: 1-1248 (415 amino acids)
Source: RefSeq, a predicted model, not a curated record